Aspergillus versicolor CBS 583.65 is the source of this 4548-nucleotide messenger RNA. RefSeq lists its product as uncharacterized. Gene Ontology annotation, molecular function: ATP binding; ATP hydrolysis activity; ABC-type transporter activity. The coding region runs from base 1 to 4479 and encodes 1492 amino acids. Gene Ontology annotation, cellular component: membrane. The record is from RefSeq and is a predicted model, not a curated record. Gene Ontology annotation, biological process: transmembrane transport. Lineage: Eukaryota; Fungi; Ascomycota; Eurotiomycetes; Eurotiales; Aspergillaceae. The transcript is spliced from 2 exons.
AUGUCAUUCCUGGGGACCAUUACUCCCAGCCCAGCUCGGUCCCAGUCCGUUGUUAGCUAUAACAUGCCGCAGCUAUCACAGACUCACGAGGAUUCCGUGGUCAAACAAAUUGAGAGCGACAGUCGGGGGGGAAGUGAAGCUCAAAAUACUCUCCAGGAUGAAGAGCAAAAAAUGGAAGAACAGAUUACGGCCCUCGCGCGACGGCUCAGCAGACGCUCGACUCGAUAUUCCGCCGAAAGCACACUGAGGGAAUACCCAUUUACUAGCAGGGGUUUCAACUCGCCGGUUAACCCCCACAGUUCCAACUUCAAUGUCCGCAGCUGGAUGAAGAUGGUCCUAGCCGUUCGUUCGCGAGACCCUGAUAGGUACCCGAAUCUAACUACGGGCGUAUCGUUCAAGAAUCUCAGCGUCCACGGAUUCGGAUCUCCAACUGAUUACCAGAAAGAUGUUUUCAACUGCCUACUCGAAGUCGGUACGAUGAUUCGACGAGCGCUAGGCAUUGCGAUGCCCAGGAUCCAAAUCCUUCGCGAUUUUGACGGCCUGAUAAAGAGCGGAGAAAUGCUUGUUGUGUUGGGCAAACCGGGAUCUGGAUGUUCAACUCUCCUUAAAACCAUCGCAGGUGAGAUGGGUGGCAUUGAUAUGUCAGAGGACUCGAUGUUGAAUUAUCAAGGAAUUUCGUCAAAGGAGAUGCGAAAAAAUUUCAAAGGUGAAGCAAUCUAUUCAGCAGAGACAGAUAUCCACUUCCCUCAGCUUUCCGUCGGUGAUACUUUGAAAUUCGCUGCUCUUGCCCGAGCUCCUCGCAACCGGUUCGAGGACGUCACCACAGAGCAAUAUGCCGAGCACAUGAGAGAUGUGGUGAUGGCGAUGCUUGGUCUCUCUCAUACCAUAGAUACCCGCGUUGGUAAUGAUUUCGUCCGGGGGAUCAGUGGUGGCGAGCGGAAACGUGUUAGCAUUGCUGAAGCCACCUUAAGCCAAAGCCCAUUGCAAUGUUGGGACAACAGUACUCGAGGUCUCGAUAGUGCCAACGCCCUUGAAUUCUGCAGAAACGUGGCGCUUAUGACCAGAUACUCAGGCACAGCAGCUUGUGUGGCGAUUUAUCAAGCUUCCCAGAGCGCAUAUGAUACUUUUGACAAGGCAACACUGCUAUAUGAAGGGCGACAGAUCUACUUUGGCCCAGCAGCUGAAGCAAAGCAGUACUUUGUGGACAUGGGCUUUGAUUGCCCCAACCGUCAAACGACCGCUGAUUUUCUGACGUCAAUCACAAGUCCUUCAGAGAGACGAGUGCGUACGGGGUUUGAAGGCCGUGUACCGCGCACUCCGGAUGAGUUUGCAGCAGCAUGGAAGAAGAGCGACCAGCGUGCUAAACUCUUGGAAGGAAUCGAGGAAUUUGGGCGUGAACAUCCCAUCGGAGGGUCCUCCCAUGAUAGGUUUGUCAUGGCCCAUCGAGUCAUGCAGGCCAAGUAUCAGCGAGCGGGAUCACCGUAUACGAUUUCCAUGGGGAGCCAGAUCAAAAUCUGCGUAAUGCGCGGCUUUCAACGCCUACGUGGCGAUCUCAGCUUGACUGCGACAGCACUUAUUGGCAACUUCAUCAUGGCACUGAUAAUUGGCUCCGUGUUUUUCAAUCUCCCGGAAACGACCGAGAGUUUCUAUGCGCGCAGCGCCCUUCUUUUUUUUGCUGUGCUCUUGAAUGCAUUUUCUAGUGGACUGGAAAUUCUCACACUUUAUAGCCAGCGGCCGGUCGUUGAAAAGCAAGCCCGAUUCGCAUUUUAUCAUCCCUUUGCGGAGGCAGUCGCAUCGAUGGUAUGCGAUAUACCAUACAAGCUGAUUAACUCGAUCACUUUCAACAUACCACUAUACUUCAUGGCAGGUUUGCGUCGGGAGGCGAGCGCUUUCUUUACCUUCUGGAUUUUCUCUGUCGUCACCACCUUCACUAUGUCCAUGGUGUUCAGGAGUAUUGCAGCCACAUCACGAUCUUUAUCCCAGGCUCUCGUCCCAGCAGCAAUAUUAAUGUUAGGCAUGGUAAUAUACACGGGUUUUACCAUUCCCACACGCAACAUGCUGGGCUGGUCGCGAUGGAUGAACUACAUUAACCCUAUCGCCUAUUCCUUCGAAAGCUUCAUGGUCAACGAGUUUCACGACCGAACAUUUCUCUGCGCAUCUAUCGUACCCUCCGGCGGUGAGUACGAGAGUAUUGCAAUGGACCAUCGUAUUUGUUCUGUCGUUGGCUCUGAGUCAGGGUCAAAGCAGGUCUCUGGGUCGCUUUACCUCGAACUGAGCUUCAAUUACUCCAAAUCGCAUAUGUGGAGAAACAUGGGCAUCCUGGUCGGCUUCAUGGUUUUCUUUGGUAUUGUCUAUCUCGUGGCGACAGAAUACAUCUCCGAGCAGAAGUCGAAGGGUGAGGUUCUUCUUUUUCGCCGCCGCCAUCAGCCCCAGCAGGCCGGUAUCGAGGCCGAUACUGAGACUGUACGAGCUCCAUUCAGUGGUGGCGAAAAGACAGAUAAUUCGAUACCUCAGGUCCCUACAAUCCAACGUCAGACGGCUAUUUUCCAUUGGCAAGAUGUUUGUUACGAAAUCAAAAUCAAAGGGGAGCGGCGCCGAAUCUUGGACAAUGUCGAUGGGUGGGUUAAACCUGGAACAUGUACGGCUUUAAUGGGCGUCUCCGGCGCUGGAAAGACAACCUUGCUAGAUGUCCUUGCAAGCCGAGUGACAAUGGGGGUUGUGACAGGGGAAAUGCUUAUCGACGGACGGCCUCGCGAUCAGUCAUUUCAGCGGAAAACCGGCUAUGUACAACAACAGGACCUGCAUCUGCCCACGUCGACGGUCAGAGAGGCCUUGGAAUUCAGCGCCAUUCUGCGACAGCCUGCGUCCGUUAGUCGCAAGGAGAAGGUCGCUUACGUGGAAGAAGUGAUAACGCUCUUAGGCAUGGGGGCCUACGCAGAUGCUGUUGUUGGAGUUCCAGGCGAGGGAUUAAAUGUGGAACAACGCAAACGUUUGACGAUUGGUGUUGAGCUUGUAGCUAAACCUCAGCUUUUACUCUUCCUUGACGAACCAACAAGUGGAUUGGAUAGCCAGACAUCAUGGUCGAUCAUGGAUCUGAUUAAUACUCUGACAAGACACGGCCAGGCUAUACUUUGUACUAUUCAUCAACCGUCUGCUAUGUUAUUCCAGCGUUUUGACCGACUGCUUUUCUUGGCAGCUGGUGGAAAGACUAUUUAUUUCGGUGACAUCGGUGAGAAUUCUAAGAUUCUGUCCGAUUAUUUCGAGCGCAAUGGAGCAGCGCAUCUGGCCCCAGGAGAGAACCCAGCCGAGUGGAUGUUGGAAGUUAUUGGCGCCGCACCCGGCUCCCAUAGCGAAAUCGACUGGGCCAAGGUCUGGCGCGAAAGCCCUGAACACACAGAGGUCAAGGGGCAUCUCGCAGUGCUUAGGCAGACCUUGUCCGAUAAACCACAGGAAGACAUUGAGUUGAGCGCAUACACGGAAUUCGCAGCACCAUUCCGCAUUCAACUCUACGAGUGCCUCGUGCGCGUCUUUGCUCAGUAUUUCCGGAGUCCGAGUUAUAUCUGGUCCAAGGCGGCUUUGUGUAUCUUGACUUCGCUCUAUAUCGGGUUUUCGUUCUUCCAGGCAAGCAACUCCAUCCAAGGGCUUCAAAACCAGAUGUUCAGCAUCUUUAUGUUGAUGACCAUUUUCGGCAACCUUGUGCAACAGAUUAUGCCCAAUUUUGUUCUGCAGCGGUCGCUGUACGAGGUCCGUGAACGGCCAUCCAAAUCCUAUUCUUGGAAAUCCUUUAUGUGUGCCAACGUGCUCGUCGAGCUACCGUGGAAUACCUUGAUGGCGGUCCUUAUCUACUUCUGCUGGUACUACCCGAUAGGCUUUUACAACAAUGCCAAACAGGACAGUGCAGUGACCGAAAGAGGUGGUCUCAUGUUCCUUCUGAUUUGGACCUUUCUGCUCUUUACAUCCACCUUCGCCCAUAUGAUCAUUGCAGGUAUUGAGCUGGCUGAGACUGGCGGCAACGUUGCAUCGCUGCUGUUCUCACUAUGUCUUAUUUUCUGUGGCGUUCUUGCGACCAAAGACGACUUACCUGAAUUUUGGGUUUUCAUGUAUCGGGUCUCCCCAUUUACCUACCUCGUGUCAGCGAUGUUAUCCACCGCUCUUUCUGGCGCCGAUGCAAGGUGCGAAAAUGUCGAGUAUUUGAUAUUAAACCCACCCCAGAAUCAGACGUGUGGAGACUAUUUAUACCCUUACAUCGACAGCGUGCAGUCAGGAUAUGUACAAAAUCCGAUGGCAACAUCUGAUUGCAUGUUGUGCACAGUGAGCAAAACGGAUUUAUUUCUUGCGGCUGUUGGAAGCGACUUUGAUGACGCAUGGCGAAACUUCGGGCUGAUGUGGGUCUAUAUCGCUUUCAAUAUUGUCGGUGCAGUUUUUAUCUACUGGAUUGCGCGUGUGCCUAAGGGCAGGAAGGCUUCUGGUGCCAACUAGCACCUGGUGGCCUGAUGUUUGGUAUAUUGUGUUCAUAUUCCUUUAUUCUUACUCUUGUCGUUCUUUUUU